GAUUCUCUAUACCUUUUUAUUGAUGAAUUUCAAUACAUAUUCACAGACUCAACACUCUGUAAUGUGUCCAAGCAAUUCUUUCAAAGAAUUGCAAGUACCAAAUUAUAUUAUAUUGCUGUAGGUACUUUUAUCCUUGUGAAUUUGAUGACAAGUUCCCAAAACCUUAUAUUACCUUUCAGUAAAGCUAAAUUCGAAAAAAUGCUAUUAUUUAACACAAACGAAAUGGGUGGACUUUUCGAAUUAUAUAAGCUUGGUAUAAAUGUAAAUGGUGUACCAUAUGAUUUACAACUCGAGAUCGAAAGAGAGUCUUGUGAACAUCCAACAUCCUUCAUAAGUCUUUUAAGGCUUUUUAAUGAUAAGUUGCCAACAAUUGGACAGUGA
This is a messenger RNA of Racocetra persica, 381 nucleotides long. Lineage: Eukaryota; Fungi; Glomeromycota; Glomeromycetes; Diversisporales; Gigasporaceae. The record is from the annotation of a GenBank genome assembly.